Salmo salar (Atlantic salmon) is the source of this 5396-nucleotide messenger RNA. The record is from RefSeq and is a predicted model, not a curated record. NCBI's taxonomy places the organism in Eukaryota, Metazoa, Chordata, Actinopteri, Salmoniformes, Salmonidae.
CAUAUUUGUUAUAAGUAGCCUAGCCUACUUAAUGUUAAACUUAAUACUUUGAUUCAGAGGGGUUGGGUUAAAUGUGGAAGACACGUUUCAGUUGAAUGCAUUCAGUUGUACAACUGACCAGGUAUCCCCUUUUCCCUUUAAUUUGCUUCUUUAAACAGUCAUACUUUUGUACUUACAUUUUUUUAUUUCAGAGGCCUUCUAUAUAUGCCGCAUUCACGUGCUAGUCGGAACUAAACUUGGUAAUGUCCGACAUGCUAACUGAUUGAACGCGGUACAUGUACAACCAGAACCAGUAAGGAAUUCGGAAAUAUGCAAGUUCCAACUAGGGCGUGAACGCGGCAAUAUUCUCUGCUAUAUAGAGACGGGUUCGUUGUAGGACCAAUGAUCGUGUCGGUUUCGCGGUUGCGCAGUUUACGCUGUGUGUGAUCACCCGCAUGGAUUCCAGCAUCAGUAGGGGAUUGUGAGUAAACGGGAAAGUGCGUCUGUGAGUCCACCUGUUUGGGAAGAAGGGGACAGUUUUACCGGGGACUUGUUCUGAUUGUUUCGAAGCAAUGUCAGCAUUACGGCGAAACGUGCCAUAGGCGACGAGAUCGCUGCUGACUGAUAGCACUCUGCAUUUGUCUAGACUGGCAUUUGAUACAGCCAGAGUGAGGUAACAUGCAUAUUCACUCACACACUCAUUAGUCCUUGUUCUUUUCAUUUUGACGUCUAUAUUUCCUUACCUUGAGAAUGGUCUGUGUGCCAGAAGAGACUGCAAUCCACGCUUUGGGUUUUGUUUACUAAGCUCCAGUGCCCAACCACUAGCAUUGGCAUCGAUGACUGUAAAACAAUGGAGAGUGUUCCUACCCAGCUGCUCCUCCGGUGACCCCAGGCACCACCUAACUCAGGGAUAGCAUGGGACCCCACCCUGUGUAUCCCUCACUCCCAUCCUUUCUACUCCUCCUCUCCAUCCUCCUCCUCCUGCCCCACACGGCCACCUCUUCCUUCCACUCCAAGCCUCAGGUGGUGGAGCGGGAAUCUGUAUCAGGCACCCCAUCUUCCCCAUCUGGUAACACCACAGGGGGCAAGCGGACGUGCACGGACAAGGUGAUGUGUAGACCUGGCAUUGUGCUGCCUGUGUGGCUACCACUCAGCCCUCCACUGGCGGAGCAGACAGGGAGGGCGAUAGUCUACUUUGCCUGCCUCAUGUACAUGUUCCUGGGUGUGUCCAUCAUCGCCGACCGCUUCAUGGCCUCCAUCGAGGUCAUCACCUCCCAGGAGAAAGAGGUGACUAUCACCAAACCCAACGGGGAGACGUCAGUGACCACUGUGCGGAUCUGGAACGAGACUGUGUCUAACCUCACGCUCAUGGCCCUGGGCUCCUCUGCACCAGAGAUCCUUCUCUCUGUCAUCGAGGUGUGUGGUCACAACUUUGACGCGGGUGAGCUUGGACCGGGCACCAUCGUGGGCAGCGCUGCCUUCAACAUGUUUGUGAUCAUCGGAGUGUGUGUGUGGGUCAUCCCCAACGGGGAGUCGCGAAAGAUCAAACAUCUGCGAGUGUUCUUCAUCACAGCCUUCUGGAGCAUCUUCGCUUACAUCUGGCUCUACCUCAUCCUGGCUGUUAUCUCCCCGGGAGUAGUGGAGGUGUGGGAGGCUCUGGUCACUCUGCUCUACUUCCCAGUGUGUGUGAUCUUGGCUUGGAUCGCCGACCGCCGCCUGCUCUUCUACAAGUACAUGCACAAGCGUUACCGUGCCGACAAGCGGCAUGGCAUCGUUGUGGAAACGGAAGGUGACCUGGCGCCCAAGGGGAUUGAUGUAAUCAUGGACGCUAAGUUCUCGGAUAGCAAUUCCACGGCUGGAAACUCCUCCAGUGUCUGCACAGUCUCUGUUCAGACAGGCAAGGAGCUGGACCAGAACAGAGAUGAGGUGGUACGCAUCCUGAAGGACCUGAAGCAGAAGCACCCGGACAAAGACCUGGAGCAGCUUAUCGAGAUGGCCAACUACUCAGCUCUGGUGCAGCAGAGGAAGAGCCGCGCCUUUUACCGCAUCCAAGCCACACGCAUGAUGAUCGGUGCCGGCAACGUGCUCAAGAAGCAUGCCGCCGAGCACACGCGACGCAAAGCCACCGCUACGGAGGGCGGAGCCCUGGAGAAAGACGACAGGGCCACGUGCACCCACCUGUCCUUUGAGCGUGCCCAGUACCAGUGCACGGAGAACUGUGGUACCCUAAGCCUAGCAGUGAUCUGUGAGGGUGGCAUGGGGCAGCACACCUUCUAUGUGGACUACCACACGGAGAAUGGCUCGGCAAACGCCGGGGCGGACUAUGAGUUUAGCGAGGGGACGCUGGUGUUCAAACCAGGGGAGAGUCGGAAGGAGAUUAAGGUGGGCAUCUUGGACGACGACGUCUUCGAGGAAGACGAGCACUUCUUUGUGCGGCUGCAGAAUCUCCGUCUGGAUGAGGGCGGCAACGAGGUUUCACUGGGAACGCCGCCCAAGGGCCGGAUGGUGGAGCCAUUAGUUGCCAUGGUUACCAUCCUGGACGACGACCACGCUGGCAUCUUCACGUUCGGCGAGCGCGUGCUGCGAGUGAGCGAGAGCUCGGGUACGAUGGUGGUGACGGUGGUGCGGAACUCUGGCUCGCGGGGCACCGUGAUGUUGCCCUACCGCACUGAGGACGGCAGCGCCCGUGCCGGCGUGGACUACGAGGAGACCAAGGGCGAGCUUGAGUUCUCCAACGAACAGACCAGUCAGACUCUACAGGUACGCAUUGUAAAUGUGGAGGAAUAUGAGAAGCAGGAAAACUUCUUCAUUGUGCUGGAUGAGCCCAAAUGGCUAAAGCGAGGAAUCUCAGCUCUGCUGCUCAACCAGGGGAACCCUACUCCAGAAGAGGAGGACGCCAGACGUAUCUCAGAGAUGGGGAAGCCCAUUCUAGGGGAGCACAGCAGGCUAGAGGUCAUCAUAGAGGAGUCCUACGAGUUUAAGAGCACCGUGGACAAACUCUUGAAGGACACCAAUCUGGCUGUGGUGAUUGGAACUCAUUCCUGGAGAGAACAGUUCAUUGAGGCGGUCACAGUCAGUUCAGGAGGUGACGAGGAAGAGGGAGUGGAGCGGCGAAUGCCCAACUGCUUCGACUACUUCAUGCACAUUGUGACAGUUUUCUGGAAGAUUCUGUUUGCCUGCGUGCCACCUACCGAGUACUGGAAUGGCUGGGCCUGCUUUGUGGUGUCCAUCAUUGUCAUUGGCUUACUAACCACCGUCAUCGGGGACCUGGCCUCCCACUUUGGCUGCACCGUAGGCCUCAAAGACAGUGUCACUGCUGUGGUGUUUGUGGCUCUGGGCACCUCCAUCCCUGACACCUUUGCCAGUAAAGUCGCUGCCACCCAGGACCAGUAUGCUGACGCGUCGGUGGGCAACGUGACGGGUAGCAAUGCGGUCAACGUUUUCUUGGGCAUCGGGGUGGCGUGGUCCAUCGCUGCCAUCUACUGGGAGACCAAAGGUCAAGCUUUCCACGUGGACCCCGGCUCACUGGCCUUCUCGGUCACGCUCUUCACCAUCUUCGCCUUCAUCAACAUGGGGGUGCUGAUGCUCCGCCGCCGGCCGUCUGUAGGGGGUGAGCUGGGGGGGCCCAAGGUCACCAAGGUGCUCACCACCCUAUUCUUCUUUGGCCUCUGGUUCAUCUACAUCCUCUUUUCCAGCCUGGAGGCCUACUGCCAUGUAAAGGGCUUCUGAGGGAGCACAGGGCUAAAUAGGUAGAUGGGUAGAUUGAGAAACUCACACAUGCACACAGACACACACACAUGCGCAUACAUGCUUGCACGCACACAUAUACACACACACUAUCAUCAUCAUCAUCGCCACUGCAACGACACAUCUUCGACAUCUAGCAGAAGAUCCACUACCAGGAGUAAUGAUGCAAAUGUCUAUUUUCUGUACUCACUGCCCAGUGCUCACAGAGAGAAUGUCAGACACUCUCUCUCUCUCUCACUCACACACACACACACACACACACACACACACACACACACACACACACACACACACACACACACACACACACACACACACACACACAAUUUAGGGUGUAGAAGAAAAUGUAGAAGGAAAAGCUGGUUAUUUGUAGAGGAAUGUGGUGGUGAUGGACUAUGUGAUGAUCACAAUCACAGGAUGCUAAUAUGCCUGGUAUAGAAAGUGGAGGGGACACCGUGCAAAGACACUCUUUAAAACAGGCUGCUCAGGUUAAGAGGAAAGACAUGGAUGGAGUGUGAAGUCUGGAUCUUGACACCACUGGAGACCACAUCAACAUGAUUCUGGUCUGAGUCUGUCUGGGCCUCAGCUCCUGAGGCCUGGGUAUAGUUUUACAGUUUUGGACCAGGCCAUGAUCUUUGGUAGUCUCUCAAUUCACGUGGUCAAGAUCUGUCACUGAAUACCGUCUCUUGUCAGAGUUAUUUGGCCACGUAGCUCUGGUCCAUCGUGCAACGACAACAACGAGUUACCUCUUCAGAGGCAACUCGUUGUUGUCAUCAUGCGAUGGACCAGAGCUAGUGGCCAAGUAGGACUGACACAACACUGAGGGGACACCUUGUUCUGCAUGCCUUGCCGGCGGCAAAGUAUCAGCACCCCAAUGUUAAUUCCCUAAUGUGGGAGCCGGGUAGGAAUGCAAUGGCUAACACUUAGGUGGACCCAUUUGGCAAAACUGUUUGAAAUUAUAUAAUUUCAAUCAGUGUUGCCCACUGGGGAAGAUGCCUUAUUUGACUAUAAGGUGAAAUAAGAGUCUUGGUUUGAGUCUAGGUCUUCAUCUUGCUGCUUAUGGCCUACCUACGUUAGUUGAACGAGGGCACAACGGUGGCUGAUCCAGAUAAACUUGAUGAACAGAACAAUGCAAACUACACAUGGCAGAUAAGCAUCUCCCUUUCUCCCUUUUUGUCCUGUAUGGCUCAAUGGAUACAGCUGCCUCCGACACCCACAACAACCUCUUCCCCAGCUUUUGUAUUAUACAUUUCUCUUGGAAACAGUUGUAUCUCUAUUCCCUAUUAUGUCAUCUUGUGGCAAGAGGUGAAAUGCUAAUAUAAUGCACCUAUCCCCUUUCAUUUGGGCUCACCCCAUUCUUCAUAGCAACAACAACCAAAGACUAUGGGCUCAAUGCUGUUUGGUAGCAUGCUAUUGCAUGCUGUUUAAAAUGCUGAGAAGCUGCUAUGACAUUAAAAACUGUAAAUUAUAGAGAAAUAACUGAGUAUCUGCCAUUUAGAGUGACAAUGUGACAGAGAUAAUUCAUCCAACUCAAAACGAGUAGUCUUAUCAAUUUAUUUAUGAAUUUUGUCAUUAAAUGUACGUAUAUUUUAAUGUAAGAACUUACAUUCACAAGAAAUGACAUUGUAAUUUAUUUCAAGUUGUAACAAUUACAUUGAAAAUGUAUCACA